UUCCACAAACUACCCCUACUCCCGCCUCUUACAGAUGCUUACUCAUCGAGGAUGAACUCGACCUUUCGGAAAAUCUCUUCUUCUCCUGCCUCCGUCCAUUUAAAUUCUGAGCUUCCAUACCUUUUCCUCUGCAGAAUAAUCAUUUUACUAUUUUGCCCUUACUCCAUACCUACCCUCAUCACCACCAGAUCUAUCGUAGCUCUCAACUUUCAUUAGGGUUUCCUUUCCGACAGUUUCCAAUCGCUUUCUCCUGAUCGGAUUCAGCAAUAUCCUUACGCAUUCACCAACCUCUGAUUUUCGCGAGCCGUAGACCCCCAGAUCCUCUACUUUGAUAUCGGAAUAGCUCAUCUCCAAUUGCAUUCGCAUACAACCGAAUUAAUUACCUCGCCCGGCGAUAUAUUCGAAGCCGUUGACUUAAUUCGGAGUUUAUUGGGGGUGAAGCGGAUUUGACUGUGUUUUUAGUAUUUGGACAUGUUGGGAACCGGGUUGAAGUUCGAGCGAGCCCGCGGAGAGGACCGGUUUUACAAUCCGGCGAAAGCGCGUAGGGCACUCCAGCGCAGGGAGCAACUUCGGAGAGCCAGAGUGACGUCACGGCCAAACCGGGCCGGGUCCGACGAGCCUCCCAAGCCAGUCGCCGUGCCAGCAUUCGAGCUCGUGGUGGUUCCGCAGCUGAGUAACCUCGAGCGGUUCUUGCAAGCGAUCACGCCCUCCGUGCCGGCUCAGUAUCUCUCUAAGAGGACAAUGAGGGGCUUUAGGACUUGUGAUGUAGAGUUUCGGCCUUAUUUUGUGCUCGGUGAUCUAUGGGAGUCUUUUAGGGAGUGGAGUGCUUACGGUGCCGGAGUGCCUUUAAUAUUGAAUGACAGCGACUGUGUUGUUCAGUACUAUGUUCCGUAUUUGUCCGGCAUACAGAUAUAUGGCAAGCCCACGAAGUCAUCUACAAAGUCCAGGCGACCAGGUGAGCAUAGUGAUUGUGAGUCCAGAGAUUCAAGUAGUGAUGGUUGCAGUGAUUGUGAGCCUGAAAGAGGAUUAAAGUAUGUACGGGAGCAACGGAGUCAUCACCAUCUAUCUAGUGAGAUUGCUCUUAGGAUGGAUAGAUUGUUUUUAAGGGACCAACAUACUGAACUUCAGGAAGACUUUUCUAGUGAUGAGGGGGAAUCUGUGAAUUCUCAAGGUUCCCUGCUUUUUGAGUAUUUUGAACGGGACUUGCCUUCUAGCCGUGAACCCUUAGCUGACAAGGUAUCAGAUCUUGCCUGCCGUUUUCCUGAGCUGAAAACACUAAGAAGUUGUGAUCUGUCUUCCAGCUGGAUUUCUGUGGCAUGGUAUCCGAUUUACAGAAUACCCACAGGGCCAACAUUAAAAGAUCUGGAUGCUUGCUUUCUGACGUAUCAUUCUCUUCAUACACCUGUGGAAGGUGCACCAGGUGGACAGGCUCCAAUGGUGACAUAUCCCAGUGAGGUGGAUGGUGCCUCUAAGAUGACCUUACCAGUUUUUGGUUUGGCCUCAUACAAGUUCAAAGGAUCCUUGUGGACGCCUAAUGGGGGAUUUGAGCGCCAAUUGGCAAACUCCCUUUUGCAGGCAGCUGACAACUGGUUAAGACAGCUUCAGGUCAAUCAUCCAGAUUUCCUGUUUUUCUGCCGCCGGUAGUAAGUUUUGACAUAACUGUUAUCCUCCUGUCUCGGCCGACUAAUAUAUUCUGCCAUCCAUGCGUGGGCCGGCUGUGGAAAACCCCUUUAUGUGGAUCUCAAGAUUGGAAGUUUAGUUAAUUAUCCUCUGGUUUGGUUUAUGUAUUUUCUAUAAGAAGGAAAAAUGAUAUAUAUAAAGAAAGCAUAAAACAGUAAAGGCUGUGGAAUUUGGAGCACCAGUAAUAAGGCUAGGGCUAAUGGAGAGAGAACUAUAGAGCAAGGUUCAGUUGCAGAAGGCCUAGCUCCAAACUUCCGAUCGAGGUUACUGGUGGUUUGGUUUGCUAUUUGCAUCAUCAGUAUAAGCAAGCCCCAUUCCACAUGUACUUUUGAACGUCAAUCCAGCCAAGGCUAAAUUAUGAGAUUCCAGGCUCUUUUUGUUGUCCUGAUGAUUUGUCCUAGAAUGUACUUUUAUUUAUUUGGGGAUUUUGAUAGGUUAUGUAUGUGUUAUUGUCAGGCUGCCCGAGUUGUUUAUUUGAAUGCUAAUCAGCCCAAGAUGUGUAUUUGAAUGCUAAUUAUUAUGUUCUUCAACUGCUUCGACUGAGGAACUUUGUAAUUUCUUUUAUAUCAUUCAACUAAAUGCUUGCUGGAGAUGUUUCUGAAUGUUAA
This is a messenger RNA of Juglans microcarpa x Juglans regia, 2288 nucleotides long. RefSeq lists its product as uncharacterized. NCBI's taxonomy places the organism in Eukaryota, Viridiplantae, Streptophyta, Magnoliopsida, Fagales, Juglandaceae. The record is from RefSeq and is a predicted model, not a curated record. The coding region runs from base 472 to 1644 and encodes 390 amino acids. The transcript is spliced from 7 exons.